AUGACAAUAUAUAAUUUGUAUAUAUUUGAUCGCUAUGGUACUUUACUGUACUAUGGGGAAUGGAACAGAACUAAACAAGCGGGAAUGUCGAGAGAGGAGGAAGGAAAACUAAUGUACGGAAUGCUCUUUUCAAUCAAAUCAUUCGUUUCCAAAAUAUCUCCAUUAGAUCCCAAAGAUGGAUUCCUGAACUACAAAACAUCUAAAUAUACAUUACAUUAUUUGGAAACUCCGUCGGGAUUAAAGUUUGUUAUGAACACAGACAACCAAGUGCAGGGAGUCAGAGAAUUGUUAAAGAAAAUAUACGCAGAGAUCUACGUUAAAUAUAUAACAAGGAACCCUUUAUGUGGGAUCGGUGAAACAAUAACGAGUGAACUCUUCAAAACUAAACUCGAUGCAUUCAUCAAGCAAGCACCAUUUACCGCAGCAAGAGCAUCUUGA
Molecule: messenger RNA, 438 nt
Organism: Danaus chrysippus (African queen)
Lineage: Eukaryota; Metazoa; Arthropoda; Insecta; Lepidoptera; Nymphalidae
Source: the annotation of a GenBank genome assembly